Rhopilema esculentum is the source of this 2775-nucleotide messenger RNA. RefSeq names its product axin interactor, dorsalization-associated protein. Gene Ontology annotation, cellular component: membrane. Lineage: Eukaryota; Metazoa; Cnidaria; Scyphozoa; Rhizostomeae; Rhizostomatidae. Gene Ontology annotation, molecular function: phosphatidylinositol binding. The record is from RefSeq and is a predicted model, not a curated record.
CAUGAAUGGUAAUCCACAAGUGACUUUAGUGUUUACAAAUUGCCAUGGUUACGUGAAAACAGAGAUUGAACAAAGUGCUAUUCGCGACAAUAACUUUAUUUCACUACGUUCAAAACAAAGUACGAGACAGUUCGUCGAAAAUACGGAGUAAGCAAGUAAUGAUGCCUGGUAAAUUCAGUUUAAAGGGAAGACUUUCUGCAAGAUGGCAUAAUUCCUUCUUGAAAGCUGUCGAUUUUGAUCGCUGGGACCACAUCCCGGAGGCAAUAAUACAGUAUCAAAGUACUGCUGCAACGAUUGAAAAUGAUUUACUACAAGUCAAAGAAGCCUUUGCAACCGAUCAGUUGUACAACAUCAAAAAAGCAUGUGCAUGUUUCAGAGUGCGUGCAAAAACAUUGCAGGAUAUGAACCGGGGUGAGCCGUUAACUCUUGCAGAAAUUCAAAAACUCAUUCCAAUGAUGAAACACUUCUGUUGUUGGAAAGCACCCUUCCCUCUCGUUGUACAUCAAAGUGACUACAGUGAUGAUAGCUCUAGUUCUAGCAGCUACCGAAGUCUGAACGAAAUCAAUCAAAUUGAUGACGAAGAAUUAAUAGCUACUACAAACAUUUCAGGACAACCCCUGCUACCAAUGCUAAGGCCACAGCCUGGCAAGCACCGCGUUUCAGUUAGAAUCAAGAGCGUUGGUUUGAAGCAUCCUGCACGUCUUAUCCAACCAUUUUUCUCCAUCUCUCUCAAAGAUGACGUUGGCUUAAGUAUAACUCCAACGCAAGAGCUUCGGGAUUCUGGAAGGAUAGAGGGCAAAUUAGUUUCAUACGAUCAAGAAGUCCAUAUACAACGAUACCUCGAGGACAUAUAUAAAGGUUGUGCUAUUUGCUUUGAGUUAAAACACUAUAAACAAAAACAAAGAUUUGAGGAUACCAAAUGCUACACAUUUCUAGACGCUAACGUCAUAAAAACAGGGGAAUACGUCUUGAAUUUAUUCAAGAAACCCGUUCAGUAUAACAGGAAGAAAUUGAUCCCACUGUCGACAAAGCCGUUAUAUCUAUAUCUGUAUGUUACGGUUUAUGACAAUUGAAUCUUAUUUUAAGACAUUUUAGAUUUAUGAAAAGUUUUCUUAAAAUUUUGUCAUAUCUAAACCGGUGAUCUUUGUUUAAUCUUAAUCGAGUUUGAUCAAAAGAGAAAUAAAUCAUAAUACAUAAUUCUAAUUUCGACCAAAAUUAAAUAGCCCGAGUUUGCUGUAGUUGCCUUUCCUGUAGAAGCUCAUUUCCAUCACUAGAUGUAAGAACUAUCACAAAACCUUGGGUAGCAAAACUGUAUGUAUUCUAGGCCUGGCAGGUUUUCUAGAAAAAUACAAUUUCAAAUAGCCGUAAUUCAUUUAAACAAAAAUAUAUGUUUUAAGAAAACCGAUCUUUAGUAGUAAGGUUUCAGAACAUCGGAAUAGCCAGAGGUUUUUUUGCUUUUUCAAAUCAUUUCUGGGAUAUUUCUAGGCCCCUAAGAUUUGGGACCGUUAGAAGUUGCUCUACUUCUUUAGGCCACUACACUGAAUGCUGCUUACUGAGUUGAGUUGAGAUAAGAAAUUGUUUUAGAUUCGAAUAGUAGAUAACUUUCUGUGCGUCUAAUCCAAAAUAGAUUUAAGUCAACUGCUGUAACAGCCUUUAAUAUAUAAAAUCAUCGAAUACCGGUUGAAUAAAAGCAUUUGAAGUAAAAUUUAAUUCUAAUAUUUAUUUUGGUCUAGCAUUUCAUAUGUCCUGAGUUAGCUGUGAUCCACCCUGAAUGCUUCUAACAGCUCACGUGAGUAAGACUACGUGAGUAAGACUACGUCAGCAAGACAACGUCAUUAAGACUACGUCAGUAAGAUUAAGUCAGUAAGACUCAGUAAGGACAUUGUUUAAUAAUUUUAGCUUAUUCAUAUUGAUCUAAUCAUUCAUUUUUAAACAAGUUAAAACUUCAGUUUGUGAUUUCGUUUUGUGUAUAUAGAACUAUGCCAUAUUGUAAAUAAGAAAACACAGUUACCUCUUGAGAAAUUUUUUGAUAGCAAAAAGUAUUAUACCAAGCCUGUUGUGUAUAUACUUGUCAGUCUUACAUGAAAUGAAAUCCGCCAGGGCUGUGCAGAGGCAAAAUUAAGCGCAUAAGAUAGUAUUUCACCCCUGAGUCUAAUUAUCUAACUUUCCGCAAGAUCAUAUUUUACUAUCAUUUUCGGUACAAACAUAUUGGUACAAAUGCAUUCUACAGAACAUACAAUAGCUUCAGUUGAGCAAAACUAUGCGAUAAUCUCUAAUGUAUUAUGUAUUUGAUUAGCCAAUCACAUAGAAUAAAUUGCUUACUCCUUAUCAAAUCAUUAUUGCUCAUAACAAUCCACAAUAAGACUAACCACAUAACAAUCCAAAAUAGGAAGUCUAAAUCUUUUAUUGGUCGUAUUUCGCUGAAUUUUCUACUAAUUUAACUGAAUUUGCAUUUUUAUGGUGUUCUUUUAGGUUACGUGCAGGCACCUUGCAGCCAUUGGGCUAGAAGGGGCUAUAGACCCCCACUUUACUCUAACGCAACUUUGGAUAGUUUACUCCUAUGCAGUAGCAGUUCUCGUUGAAUGGGAACCAUUUUUGUUCAUUUUCCAGGUGUUCAUCUUGUUUAAUAAUAUGAUGUAUUUUUCUAACUUGGUUAGCUUGGUAUUUCAUUACCCUCAAGAUAAUUUUAUCUAUUUUUAAAGUUAUUGAUAUCUUCCCUGAACCAUGCUGUUUAUAAGGAUUAAGAAGAAAUAAACAAGUAUUUUUUAAAAGAGG